AUGUCCGACAAUAAUUCUGAAAGUAUUCCUUGUCAUCCGCCGCCCGACGAGCUGCCGACGUUGAUCGCCAUCUACGUGAGUCAAGGAAUCUACGGGAUAUUAUCCAUUGUCAUUUACAUUCUCAACAUCAAGGCCCUUCAUCGCCAACGGAAUUACCAUGACAAGACGUUUCGGCUCCUCUACACCUAUUGUGCAAUUUUUAGUGUCUCCUAUUUCGUCGCUCAAUAUUGCACUCGACGAUUCGUCAAAAUCGGCCUCUUCUGCGAGGACAUCCUUCGAAUUUUCGGCGAGCCCACAUAUAUUCUGAAUCCGCCGAAAACCGUAAGCGCCUAUUGCCCGAUCGCCAUUCUCGUGUUCCACACGCUCAUCGCGCUCCAUCGAUUCUCGCUGGUGUUCAGCCCGAUUCGAUCGGUUCAACUUUGGGAGAAGUAUAUGAAUUGGGUGGCGAUUGCCGGCAUAUUGAUUCCCCUCUAUUUCAUGUGGUUUUUAAUACCAGCGAAAAGCUACGCGGAAUUCGAACCCUAUGAGCAUACAAUGGAUUUACAGUACAAAAAAGUGUUUCAGAUCAGCUCAUCGCUCUAUUCGACAAUUGCUGCUGGAUUAUUCGGGACCAUCACACUUCUUCUCACCGUCCUCAUGCUCCUUCUUUUAUUCAAAACGCAUGUGCGCAAAUUGAAGCGCUCCGAUUAUCGAAUGAUCAUUUUCGAGAUAUUUAUGGCAUUCACCACGUUCGUCUACGCGUUUACCCAGGGCAUCCUCUAUUAUUCAAUUUAUAUUGCUAAAGAUUUGGCAAUGCGAGCCACAAUAAUGCGAUAUCGAAAUUUUGCCAUCGACAUUUUCAUAUUACCCCAAGCAUGGACAUUGCUGAUUUUGAGCCCGAAGAUCCGAUCCUACACAAUCGGCUUCAUCUUGGACCGAGUGUCAAGCAUCGAUGCUCAAAGCAAAUUGGAUAACAUUAGGAUCUACGGGUUCAUUUCAAUCGGCAUUUAUAUUAUGAACGUCAAGGCUUUACACCGACAGCGCAAUUAUCAUGACAAGACAUUUCGGCUCCUCUACACCUAUUGUGCAAUUUUUAGUAUCAUCUUUUUCCUCAACCACUACCUGUUUCGACGAUUCGUAAGACUCGGCCUAUUCUGCGAGGACAUCCUACGGAUCUUCGGAACCCCAAAUUAUUGGCUCAACCCAUUCAAGACGAUGCGAGCUUAUUGCCCGAUCGCGGUGCUCGUCUUUCACACCUUAAUCGCCGUUCAUCGAUGCUCGAUCGUGUUUAAACCGACCAAAGCAAUUCAUGUGAAAAUGGCGCACCAAUCAUUUCUUAUCAGAUUCUCGAAAUCAUUUCAGAUUUGGGAGAGCCGUCUCAAGCCAAUUGUCACGAUCGCCCUAUUCCUUCCAAUCCCUUUCAUGUGGUAUGUGAUUCCAGCCAAAAGCUACGCGUAUUAUGAUGAUUAUCAAGACACAAUGGAUGUUCAAUACGAAAGAACCUUCAAGUAUCCUGAAUCGUUUUAUACAACGAUCGCGGCCCUUCUAUUCGGAUUUGUGACAUUAGUAGCCACGAUUCUCAUGAUCAUAUUCCUGAUGAAAUCCAAUGUUCGCGCAUUGAAAUCAACCGAGAUUCGCAUGAUCAUUUUUGAGAUUUUUAUGGCGAUUACCACAUUUAUUUAUGCGCUUCCUCAUGCAUUCGUCUAUUAUUUCGGAACUGUCGUCGGCGAUCUCGAAUUGGAAGCGAUCGCGUUGGAGUUUCGCAGCUAUGCCAUCGAUAUUCUCGUAUUACCGCAAGCAUGGACAUUGCUGAUUUUGAGCCCGAAGAUCCGAUCCUACACAAUCAGCUUCAUUUUGGAUCGAGUGUCAAGCGGUGAAUCUCAAAACAAGUCGGAGAAUAGCAGCAAUCCGAAGGGCAUUGCGACGAUUCGGCCGAGAAACGAGAACACUUCUUGA
Molecule: messenger RNA, 1935 nt
Organism: Caenorhabditis bovis
Lineage: Eukaryota; Metazoa; Nematoda; Chromadorea; Rhabditida; Rhabditidae
Source: the annotation of a GenBank genome assembly